CUUUUGCACGACCUCGUCGACGGACUACGAUGGUCUCGAGAAGAACAGUGGUCGUCGCGGGCCUGCCGGUGCAUGUCUUCUCCGGGACCAGCCUGAGCGAAAUCACAGGCAAGGUCGCAAUCCUUUUCUUUAUCCACGGCCGCGAGGAGACUGCGCGCGAAUACGAUGGCCGUGCAGAGAGUAUCGUGAAGCAGGUAGCAAGCAAAGGGAAGUCGAGCACCGACCUGCUGGUGGUCACCUUCGACCAAAGAAACCACGGUGAACGCCUCGUAAACAGAGCAGCCAACAACCGUUGGGGGGAGGGAAACGACAGACAUGCCAUUGACAUGUACGCCAUGUACGUGGGGACGGUCCGGGACAUCUCCUACCUGAUCGACUUCCUGCCCUCGUACCUCUUCCCCGGCGGCGAGGCCGACAUCGCGGAGUGGGCUGUCGGCGGCAUGAGCCUCGGCGGGCACGCGACGUGGUUCGCGCUCCGCCACGAGCCGCGCCUCGGCGUUGGCGUGCCCAUCAACGGCUGCCCCGACUACCUGCACCUCAUGUCUCGGCGCGCGGCCGCGUCGGGCGUCGCGUUUGAGCCGCCGUACGUUCCCGCAAGCUUCCUCGCGUACGUGCGCGCGAACGACCCGGCGGCGCCGCAUACGACGCCCGACGCGUCGAACCCGUUCGCGGGGAAGAAGAUACUCGUGCUUGCAGGCGCCGAGGACACGCUCGUGCCCUGGGAGAGUAGCGAGGCGUUUGUGAAGAAACUCGAAGUCGGGCCCGACGGCGUGAAGAAGGUGAUCCUCUACCCCGGCGUCGGGCACAAGUGCACGGAAGAGAUGGUGAAAGAGACGUCAGACUUUGUCUGGGAGCAGAUCUUAAGCCGAGGAUGACACCAACGCUGUUCGCCCGUAGCAGAGAAUACCUGUAUUUGGGAAGAUAGGGGGCAGCACCCGGAGUCAAGCACGCUACGCAAGUAUAGGCGCAUCUAAGAUAUUAACCCAGUCCUACAGUGACGUGCUUGUACACAGAAUAUAUAGACGAUAGAGUAUCUGAGAAGUAAUCUACGAGCUUUUCAGCCUCUGCCGCCACCCGGAGUCUAGUCUAUCGAGCAGGCCCUGCACCUCUUUCACAGCGAGCUUCCUCUCUUUGCGCGCCUCUUCCCACUCGCCUUCGGCAAUGAUGGCGUCUAGGCGUAAAAUACUCUGGAGGAGCAUCUCACCAAGGCGUACGUGUUCCAAGGCGAGGUCAGGCUGCUUGCUGGGUGUUGCAACCAUGCUUUUCGCCGGCCUGCCCGCUGGCUGCGGCGCUGCAGCCGCCGCAGUCGAUGUGCCCUGCAGGUUAGACAGGAACUGAUCAACGUCCGGCUGCAGCGUCUUGCGGACCUUGUCAAGCUCGGACUGGAUUUGUUUGACGGUGUUUUCCUCCGUGCGUCGCUCUGGAGCCGCCUUUGCAGACAAUACGGGGUUGUCGCCUCCGCCAAUGACAGCAAUUUUUGAGUUCUCCUUGAUCCCGUAGGCAGAAAUCGGUGCGUUAUCGUCCUUCAUCACCGCUCCUGCAUGCACGAGCUUGAACGAAUUCGGCGGCAGUUGGGUGUAGUCGGCGAUUUGCUUGCGGACAGCAGAUAGUGGGGAAUUUGAUGCAGGUAAGGGAAAGGUCAGCCUCUCCCUGCCCCAUUGCACGAUGUAGCUCAUUUUGAGCCUGUUACGUCCCGAGAGAAGACGUUUCGCGGAUGUGAGAGCAAUUCCGAGCAGAAUUACAGCUAUGGGGAUGACAAUGUGUAGAGGAGUGACGUCGGGUGACAGUGGCAUGCGCAGCGCGUAGACGAGAUCCGUCCACGCUGCAGGAGCUGAAAAGAUCGUAGCGGUAAUGGCGGAAGAAAUGAAGGUGGAGGUACGACC
Phanerochaete carnosa HHB-10118-sp is the source of this 1883-nucleotide messenger RNA. RefSeq lists its product as uncharacterized. Lineage: Eukaryota; Fungi; Basidiomycota; Agaricomycetes; Polyporales; Phanerochaetaceae. Bases 30 to 875 code for a protein of 281 amino acids. Gene Ontology annotation, biological process: proteolysis. The record is from RefSeq and is a predicted model, not a curated record. The transcript has 8 exons. Gene Ontology annotation, molecular function: serine-type peptidase activity.